GAACGGCGGCGGCGGCGGCGGCUGGUGCUCGAUCCUCGAUCCUCGAUCCUCGAGUCCAAAGAUCCUGUAGCUAUUGGAUCUUUGCUCGCGUCUGUCACCAUCCGCCUUCACUAAGAGAGCGGGAACGGUACAUUGCAUAGACGUUGGGAGAGUUUCUGAACAGCUGGAAUCAUGGGCGUUCACGACUUGUGGCAGAUUUUGGAGCCUGUGAAAGAAAAUGUUCCAUUGCACAAUCUGAAAGGGAAAACAUUAGCUGUGGAUAUGAGCUUGUGGGUCUGUGAGGCUCAGACAGUAAAAGGCAUGAUGGGAACAGUUAUCAAGCCUCAUCUCAGAAAUUUAUUUUUCCGUACUUCAUAUCUCACUUUGAUGGAUGUGAGACUUAUCUUUGUAACAGAAGGUGCCGCACCAAAAUUGAAGGCUGACACGAUGAGUAAAAGAAAUGAGAUACGACGUGGCGGGUCCAGAAAGCCAGGGAGUUGUAUUGUUCGGACAGGAAGAUCUCAUUUUAAAUCUGUUCUUAAAGAGUGCUGUGAAUUUUUGGAUUAUUUGGGUAACCCAUGGGUUUGUGCAGCUGGUGAGGCUGAAGCUAUGUGUGCCUAUCUAAAUGAAAAUGGAUACGUCGAUGGAUGUGUCACCAAUGAUGGUGAUGCUUUUUUAUAUGGAGCACAGACUGUGUACAGAAACUUGACUAUAAACACAAAGGAUCCACAUGUGGACUGCUACAGAAUGUCAGCCAUAAAAUCCAAAUUAGGGCUUGACCGAGAUGCGCUAGUUGGUUUAGCCAUUCUGCUUGGAUGUGAUUACCUACCAAAGGGGGUUCCAGGAGUUGGGAAGGAACUGGCUUUAAGGCUGGUUGAGACAUUAAAUGGGCAGAGUCUACUUCAAAGGUUUAAACUGUGGAAAGGAGAGUUUGAUGAAAUUAGUACUCGUGAUUCAAUUGUUAAAAAAGUACACUGCUCGGUGUGCCGACACCCAGGAUUAGCCAGUGACCAUGCAACAAAAGGUUGUCAUUUGUGUUCAAGUGAUCAGUCCUGUUUACCACACAGCAGUGACUACCAAUGCCCUUGUAAUUGGCAUCGGGCAGAGGAAAAGAGAAAAACAAACCCAUUGGAGAAUAUCAUCAAAAAAAAAGCAAAAGCUUGUGAACAUUUCCCAUUCAAAGAGGUGAUCAGGGAAUUUCUUAUCAGUAAGGACCAUCCAAUUCAAAAAGCUCAAUGGAGGCGCCCAAAUCUACUAUUACUUCAGAAUUUUGCUUUGAAUAAAAUGGAGUGGCGUAGGCACUACACAUGUGAAAAAGUCCUGCCAUUACUUUCACAUCACGAUAUGAUGGAGAAAAGAAUGGGUAAAAGGAAUCCAUGGCAUUUACAGCCUGUGAGUAUCAUCAAAACAAGAAUUCGAAAUGGGAUUCCAUUCUAUGAAAUCCUAUGGGUAAAACCAGAAAAUUAUGUUUACUCGGAUGAACAGCCUGAAGAUUCUCAGUGUACUGUGACAACCCUAGAGGAGCAACAUUUGUUUGAAGCAACGUACACAGAUAUUACUGCUCAAUUUCACAGAGAGAAAGCUGAAGAGAAGGAGAAGAAGCAUAAAAAAGGUAAAAGUAAGAAAAAAGACAAGACCACACCAGUGCCUGAUGAAAUUACUCAACUAAUGUCGACAAUGAGUUUACAACCUGUUGAUCAAAGUUUGGAUGCAAAAAGGCAACUUGAUCUAAAGAAUGCAGAUCAACAAACAAAUCCUUCCAACGGGACACAUCUGACUACUUCUAUUGGCUUUUCUACUGAAUAUUCUGUGUUGCCCAAAGAUUUCUGGAGGGAAUCCACAAUUGACAUUUCACAAUCUGCAAAACAUCACAGUGCAGAAGAAGAAAAAUUUGAUAGUGAGUCGUUAUUUCUCAAAGCAUCAGAAAAUGGGAUGAGUCCCUCUACUGUUUCUCCAUCAGCGUCUUUAUUGGUUGCAGAGAUGCACUUAAGUGAUAUAGACUGGAGUCAAUCAUUUAGUACACCACAUUCAGGGCGUUCUCCGGUAAUACAAACUGAACAAGCUCAGUUAGUGAAUAAUGGGAAUUGUGUUCCCAUUAGCUCUUCCAUCAAAUCAAUGGAGGAUGAUGCCUGGAAGAAAAAUCCUGUAGUGCCUUCUCAAGAAUGUGUUAGAAAAAAUAUGGAAUUAUUUUAUGAGGAUACGCCCAUGCUGCAGGAUUUUAAUCACCUGCCUUUAAAAGAGAGAAUUCUAUUGAAGAAUUCAUGCCAGGUUUUAUCUCUGCCUCGGGCAAACUCUAAUUCAAGUGAAAACAACAAUUUGCCAGGUUCUGCUUCCAUUAAAAGUGAUAUACCAUCUGCUGAAGCAGAUUCUAAGUCUCUUAUUGAGGCCAAACUCGCAAGUAAUUCCAAUAAAGAGAAACUCGCCAGGGAUUCAUUCUCAGAAACUCGACAUGCUCAGCAAGAGGGAAAGGAAAUAUACAUUUCUAAGAAAAUUGCAGGUCAUCAUUCCAAACCAUGGACUGUACCCAAAAAGAAGGUGAUAAAAGAUUCAAGGGAAAACGUUUUUGGAACUUGUGACCCAGUAUUGUAUUCGUACCAAAUUUUAAAUCCAGAGUGCAUCACAUCUGCAGUGGAGGAAAAAAAAUCAUGCAAACCGAUCAGAACGAAAACAGCGAAUGGAUGUAGAGCAACAAUUGCACCAAAAGGUGUGUAUUACACCAUAUAUUCAUCUAGCGAAGAUAGUGAUUCAGAGAUUUCAAAAAAUGUGAACCAAAAGCAAGGCAUCCAUUUAAGAGCUGGAGAGAACACAGUAAUCCCAUUCUGCACUGCACAACACAAUCAACCUCAUGUUCAGCAGAAUAAAUGCAGGCCUACCAUUGAUAGAAUUUGUAAUACCAAUAGUCGGUGUGAAGUAGAUAAUGCUACUGUUUUAAGGAAUAAUGACCAAACACAAUCAAUGCCCAAGUACAACAAAGUUAAGAGCAACCGUGUCAUCUCCCAGAAAAAUACUUGUGGCAGUGACAGCAUUCUGCUGAAAUUGCCUUUGAGCAGUGUGGAAAAUCAGAAAAACCCUGGUGAUAAUGACGAUUCCAUUAUAGUAAUAAGUGACAGUCCCCUUCCACUUUCUGAAAGACUAAAGCUUUAACUCCAGUUGAAUUAUUUCACUCAGUUGCAGAAAUUUGAGUACAGUCUGACCCUCUAUUUGCUCACGUUGAAUUUCCUGCACUGAAAACUGGCAGUCAUUUUAAAUGUUCCCAAGAGUAUAUUUAAA
Messenger RNA from Amblyraja radiata (thorny skate), 3249 nucleotides. RefSeq names its product GEN1 Holliday junction 5' flap endonuclease (gene gen1). The record is from RefSeq and is a predicted model, not a curated record. Gene Ontology annotation, molecular function: 5'-flap endonuclease activity; four-way junction DNA binding. The coding region runs from base 172 to 3123 and encodes 983 amino acids. The transcript is spliced from 14 exons. Lineage: Eukaryota; Metazoa; Chordata; Chondrichthyes; Rajiformes; Rajidae.